Molecule: messenger RNA, 2355 nt
Organism: Hemisphaericaspora subhashii
Lineage: Eukaryota; Fungi; Ascomycota; Pichiomycetes; Serinales; Debaryomycetaceae
Exons: 1
Coding region: 1-2355 (784 amino acids)
Source: RefSeq, a predicted model, not a curated record
AUGGUUAAACUAGGAAAAAUGGUUAAACUCGGUAAAUUUACUCGAGGGUUUCUAACCAGAAUCUUAAUAUUAUUUUUAAUCACAUACACAAUUUUAACAUCAUUACAAUCAUUAUCAAAACGACCUUCUAUAAUAGAAUAUAAAAUAAGUCUAAAUAGGUCAAUCAAACAUAAAUUCAAAUCAUGGUAUUCAAAUAUAUUAUCAUCUCAAUAUAAUUUAGAAUCAAAUUCAAAUUUUUUAUCUAAAUUACAAGAAAUUAAACAAGAAAAAUUAGCAAAUGAUUACGCUAAUGAAUUAUGGGAUAUCAACGAAUCCAAUUUAAAUAAUUUACCUUUAAGUGUUCAAUUACCAACCUAUUUCCAUGAUAAUAACAUUAAAAAACCAACAAAGCAACCAUUUGAUCCAAGAUUUACUCUUGCUGCUUAUUUUCAAUAUUUACAAUUAAAAGGUACAGAAGAACCAAUUCCAUUUCAUUGGUCAGAUUGGGUAGAUUUAUCUCGGUUAGAUAAAUAUAUUCUUGAUAAAAAAAAGAGAAAUUUAUGUUCAACAUUAUUUGAUAUUUCUAGUAGGAAAAAAGAGAUUGAAGGUUCAGAUGUUAUUGAUGUAAAUCAAUAUUGUAAAUAUGAUCCUCAAUCAGAAUUAGGUUAUAAGAUUUUUGCUCCAACUGGUCCUCAAACUGUUAAUAAUCGAGAAAUCUUGGGGAAAUCUUAUUUAUAUACUGGUGCUCCUUCUCCAAGAAAAUUGAUUUUUUUGACUAAUGAACAAGGAUCUUAUAGUAUUAAUGUUAACAAUUAUCAGGAAAAUAGCGUAAAUAAUUCAUUGCUACAUAAUGGAAUGAUAGAUGAGUUGGUAUCAAAUGAUAAUGGAAUUAAAUCAUUAAAUGUAUUGGAUUCAUACAAAUCUUUAAUUUCAACUCAUCCAGUUCCAAAAUCUAGAAGUUUAUUAAAAGAAAGAACGAUUCAUAUUCCAGAAUCUUCCUUCCUUAAUAAUCCAUAUCCAAUCAUUAAAGACUUAACCAAUUCCAAACGUCAAUUAUCAAACAUGGAAAAGCUGUUCCUUGAAUCACUUCAAUUUAGUGUGUCUUGUGCUGAGCCACCAAAAUAUUUCUCCGAAGCUAAAUUAUUAGAAAAAUAUCUGGAAAGAUGGUUAGGUGAACAUUAUGAUUGGAGAUUUUUCACAGGAUUAACUGUGGGUACCGAUGAUCAAUCAAUUGUAUUACAUCGUUUAGUUAAAAAUUAUUUGAAUUUUGCUAGAGUUCAUGGAAUUAUCACUUGGAUUGCUCAUGGUUCUUUAUUAUCUUGGUAUUGGAAUGGAAUUGCAUUCCCAUAUGAUACUGAUAUUGAUGUUCAAGUUCCAAUUAGUGAAUUAUAUAAAUUAGGAAGAUACUUUAAUCAAACUUUAGUUGUGGAAAGUGUUAUGGAUUCAGAUGGGCAAUUUGAUGGAAUGGGAAGAUAUUUUGUUGAUGUUGGAUCCACUAUUUCUCAUAGAAAGAAGGAAAAUGGGGCAAAUAAUAUUGAUGCCAGAUUUAUUGAUAUUGAUACUGGAUUAUAUAUCGAUAUUACUGCUUUAGCCUUAACUGAUACUCCAGCUCCAUCAAGAUAUGAUAAUUAUAUUUCUAUGGACGUAACUAAAAAAUCGAUUGUUGAUGCUUUAUCAAGACCAGGCGAAUUGAAUCAUGCAGUUAAAAAUCAACAAUUGAAAGUUUAUAAUUGUCGUAAUGAACAUUUUAGUUUAUAUGAAGAACUUUCUCCAUUAGUUCUUGCCACUGUUGAAAAUCAACUUAGUUAUGUUCCAUCCAAUUUCGUUAUGACAUUACAUUAUGAAUAUAAUUUAGAUGGUACAACUCAAAGAAAUUAUCGUGAUUAUUAUUAUUUAAAUAAUUUCAGAUUAUGGUUCAAAACUCAAGUUAUCCUUGAUUAUCUUAAAUCUCCACAAACUUGGAUAAACGAUAAUAAUUCCACUUUAAAUAACCCUGAUAAUCAUUUACAUUCUAAAUCUAAUGGAGUUGAAAAACGUCUUGUGGGAGAAAUUGAAAAAUUGCAAAUUAAUAAAUUAUCAGUCAAAGAUCAUAUAAAUCUUCUUCAAUCAAAUAAAUUAUUUAAAGAAUGGUAUAAGACAAUGAAUUUUACAAAAUUCCAUGAAUUGGAAUUAACAAAAAUAUUAAAGAAUGAAGUUGAUGAUAUUGAUCAAUUAUUAGACGAUUAUAAGGAAGAAAAUUGUUUGGGUAGAGGUAUAAGACCUGAUUUAUUUAUGCAUUCGAUCUUUACGGAUCUUACUGGGAAAAAGAAUGAUUUCUUAGGUGAAGUGGAAAGAACACUAGAGUUACAAGAAACUUAUGAAUCUGAGAACCAAUAG